AAAUACAGUCUCUGCUACCUGCGACUCACAGAAGUACUUUUGUAUUCGGCUGGAAAGGAACGCCACAACAAUGCAAGGAUUUACAACAACUUACGAUGCGAAGGACCGCAUCUGGAGUGGAGACAAGCGGGUUACCACCUACACCGAUGAGACAUCAAUUGGUAGUGUAAUUUUCAAAGGGAUGAGGAACUGGCCCAAAAACGUUUGUCAGAUAAACGAUGUGGAUGGCGUGGAAAUGACGUUUGAGCAGGCAAUUACUUGGGCCAUUCGGAUUGCCCAGAUCCUCAAGAAAAAAGGACUAAAGUAUCCAGAUAUAAUUGGCAUUGUGGCCAGGAACUCCACAUACGUAGCUCCUGUAGCAUUGGCCUGUCUUUUAAAUGGAACCCCUUUCCACGCGGCUAGUCCCGUGUCGGACGAAGCCACCUUGACACACAUUUUCUCGAUAACGAAACCAACUAUUAUAUUCUGUGAUGGACAGGACUACGAGAAACUCUGUGCUGCGACUAAAGGAUGGAAACCAACAAUUUUCACGGUUACUGACUCCGUUGAAGGAGUGCCCCAUGUCGAUACCCUUCUGGAGCCAACUGCCACAGAAAUGUUUUACCAGCCAGAGCCUCUGCAGGAAGGAGGUGAACAGACUGUGGCCAUCCUCUGUUCGUCGGGAAACACUGGCUUACCCAAGGCUGUCUGCAUUUCCAACAGAGCUCUCUUCGCGGAUUACUAUAUGGUGAACAGCGAAUUGGUCGUAUUUUCUGCCAGUGGUCUGGAUUGGUACAGUGGCCUAAGCCUAUUCCUCUUGAGCACUGUGAUGGGCUGCACCCGGAUUCUAACUAACAAACCAUUUUCACCGGACUACUUUGUAAAGCUUGUUCAGAAGUACAGGAUCAGCACAGUUAUGUUGCUUCCUUGCCAUAUGAGUACCCUGAUCGCAUUUCCCGGGGCGACACAAGAAGCAUUGGCCUCCAUUCGCAGCAUGACCCAUUUAGGCGGAUUUACCUCUAUAACCACAUUGAAGAAAAUGCAAGAGCUCUGUCCAAAUGCGAUCUUGUGUUCAGGAUACGGAAUGACUGAGGUGGGGGGAAUAUCUAUUAAUAUAGGACUUGGAAACGUCAACAGUGCAGGCAAACCAUUUCCGGGCGUUAAGAUUCGGAUCGUAGACGAUAAUGGCAGCAACCUAGGUUACAACGAGCAGGGCGAGAUCUAUGUGCACACAGGCCUUCCCUGGAAAGGAUACUUUGGUAACCCCGUGGAGACUCAACGAACUCAGGACCUCGAAGGAUGGGUUCAUACCGGCGAUCUAGGCUACUUUGAUGACCAGAACCAGCUCCAUGUGGUGGACCGCAAGAAGGAGAUCCUCAAGUACAUGGGAAACCACUACUGGCCCUCUGAGAUCGAGGGCGUCAUCUCAGAAUUGCCCCAGGUGGAGGAAGUGUGCGUCAUCAGCGUAUACGAUGAGCAGCAGGGGGAUGCUGCUGGUGCACUGGUGGUGAAGCGUAAUGGUUCCUCAAUUACCGCCAAGGAGAUUGCUGAUCAUGUGGCCAAAAGGCUUCCCUCCAUUCAAAAGCAGCUGCAUGCUGGCGUGCAGUUUACGGAUAAACUACCAGCCAAUCCAAAUGGAAAGACAGUUCGUAAGUUGGCGCGAGAGGAAUUCGUUGCGAGAAAGGGUUCAAGCAAAUAAGAGUUCAAUAAAACACCUGGUAA
Messenger RNA from Drosophila erecta, 1701 nucleotides. RefSeq names its product 4-coumarate--CoA ligase 1. The record is from RefSeq and is a predicted model, not a curated record. Gene Ontology annotation, molecular function: long-chain fatty acid-CoA ligase activity. Bases 71 to 1678 code for a protein of 535 amino acids. Gene Ontology annotation, biological process: fatty-acyl-CoA biosynthetic process; long-chain fatty acid metabolic process. The transcript is spliced from 5 exons. NCBI's taxonomy places the organism in Eukaryota, Metazoa, Arthropoda, Insecta, Diptera, Drosophilidae.